AUGGCCAAGGCCCGUAAGCAUGGAGCCCACCGAGACGACUCCCAUCCGGGCGCUGCUCCGGGCCCGAGCGAGGAAGACAGAAGCCUCCUCGCCGACGACCCUCUCACCCACGAUGUCCACCACAGCUCCGCUGGCACCGCCGCCGCCGCUGCGGAGGACAGCUACUUCAUGACGAAACAACAACCCACCUCAGCGCCGCCGCUCCGUCAAGCCCUCCGAUCCCCCGGGACGCCACGGACCCCGAACCGCGUCCGCUUCGACCCCAUCCCUUCCAUCGUCCAGCCCUCGCCCCCGCGGCCCUCCAUGACCGCCAGCAACGCCUCCGGCAGCGCCCGCCAGAGCCGCGACAGCUUCGACGUCGACGACGAGCUCUUCCAGCACGCACCCGGCUACGACGAACACGAUGACCACCACCGCCGCCCUCUGCUGACCGACAUCGAGGCCCCCUCCGUCGCGCUGGCCAAUAGCCCCUGGGGGGAUGAGGACGUUGACGAGUGGGCCGAGGCCGAGCGCAACCGGCCCAAGUCCGGGCUGAAGAUGGCCUUCAUGAAUAUGGCCAACUCCAUCAUCGGCGCCGGCAUCAUCGGCCAGCCCUACGCCUUCAAGCAGGCCGGCAUGCUGGGCGGGAUCUUACUGCUGCUGUUCCUGACAGUCGUCGUGGACUGGACCAUAUGCCUGAUCGUCAUCAACAGCAAGCUGUCCGGCAGCAACAGCUUCCAGGGGACGGUGGAGCACUGCUUCGGCCGGACCGGGUUGAUAGCCAUCUCGGUCGCGCAGUGGGCUUUUGCGUUUGGCGGCAUGGUUGCCUUCGGCGUCAUCGUGGGCGACUCAAUACCGCACGUUUUAACGGCCAUUUGGCCGGACCUUAGGGAGAUGCCUGUGUUGGGACUGCUGGCCAACAGGCAGGUCGUGAUUGUGGUUUUCGUACUAGGCAUCAGCUACCCGUUGACGUUAUACCGGGACAUUGCAAAGCUGGCAAAAGCGAGCACCUUGGCCCUCAUCAGCAUGGGCGUCAUUGUCGCGACGGUUGUGAUUCAGGGGGCCCUCACGCCCAAGGCAGACAGGGGUUCCUUCACACCCGCCCUCCUGACCGUGAACUCUGGCAUUUUCGAAGCCAUCGGCGUCAUCUCAUUCGCCUUCGUCUGCCACCACAACUCCCUCCUCAUCUACGGCUCCCUCAAGACGCCCACAAUAGACCGCUUCUCCCGCGUGACGCAUUACUCGGUCGGCAUCUCCACCGUCGCCUGCCUCAUCGUCGCCCUCGCCGGCUUCCUCACCUUCGGCGACAAGACGCUCGGCAACGUCCUCAAUAACUUCCCCGCCGACAACGUCAUGGUCACCAUCGCCCGCCUCUGCUUCGGCCUCAACAUGCUGACCACCCUGCCCCUCGAGGCCUUCGUCUGCCGCGAGGUCAUGUUCGAGUACUUCUUCCCCGGCGAGCCCUUCAACAUGAAUCUCCACCUCAUCUUCAGCUCCAGCCUCGUCGUCUCCGCCAUGGUCAUGAGCCUGCUGACCUGCGACGUCGGCGCCGUCUUCGAGCUCGUCGGCGCCACCUCGGCCUGCGCCAUCGCCUACAUCCUCCCCCCACUGUGCUACAUCAAGCUCACCACCCGCUCGUGGAAGACGUACGUCGCCGGGGGUAUCGUCGCGUUCGGGACCGUGGUCAUGGUCAUCACUCUGAUACAGGCGGUCGCCAAGAUGGUCAGCAACGAAAAUGGCCCGGCCAAGUGCAUGUAA
Molecule: messenger RNA, 1737 nt
Organism: Colletotrichum karsti
Lineage: Eukaryota; Fungi; Ascomycota; Sordariomycetes; Glomerellales; Glomerellaceae
Product: transmembrane amino acid transporter
Exons: 4
Coding region: 1-1737 (578 amino acids)
Biological process (GO): amino acid transmembrane transport
Cellular component (GO): endoplasmic reticulum
Molecular function (GO): amino acid transmembrane transporter activity
Source: RefSeq, a predicted model, not a curated record